Messenger RNA from Cricetulus griseus (Chinese hamster), 12805 nucleotides. NCBI's taxonomy places the organism in Eukaryota, Metazoa, Chordata, Mammalia, Rodentia, Cricetidae. The record is from RefSeq and is a predicted model, not a curated record.
UAAACACUCAUUGGUUCUUCUUUUUUGUAGUAAGAAGAAAACAGAACUUAUAGAGACCAUCUUCUGGCAGAAGAUGAUAGAUUUGAACCAGAAAGAGGAGGAGUUGGAAGCCAGGAAUCCAAAGUGAAGAAACUGUGAGCCCUUGGGUUCUUAUCACUGUCACCAUGCCAGAAAUGACAGAGCAUGAGACGCCUACAAAAAAGCAGCACAGAAAGAAAAACCGGGAGACACACAAUGCAGUGGAGAGGCACAGAAAGAAGAAAAUAAAUGCUGGGAUAAACAGAAUAGGAGAACUGAUCCCGUGUUCCCCUGCUCUGAAACAGAGUAAGAACAUGAUCCUGGACCAAGCCUUUAAGUAUAUAACAGAAUUGAAGCGCCAAAACGAUGAGCUCCUGCUUAAUGGAGGGAACAGUGAACAAGCUGAAGAAAUUAAAAAGCUACGGAAACAACUGGAAGAAAUCCAAAAAGAAAAUGGCCGAUAUAUUGAAUUAUUGAAAGCAAAUGAUAUAUGCUUAUAUGAUGACCCCACAAUCCACUGGAAAGGAAAUCUAAAAAACUCAAAGGUGUCAGUUGUUAUUCCAAGUGACCAGGUCCAAAAAAACAUCAUUGUUUAUUCCAACGGGAGCCAGCCUGGGGGAAACAGCCAGGGGACAGCUGUUCAGGGAAUAACCUUUAAUGUUGGUCACAGCUUGCAAAAGCAAACCGCCAAUGUGGUGCCAGUGCAGAGGACCUGCAAGCUUGUGACUCCUGUGUCUAUUUCUGGAGUUUACCCUUCUGAAAACAAGCCGUGGCAUCAGAAUACAGUGUCUGCACUGGCUGCCAACCAGCCUGUUCCCCUUUGUCUUCCCACUGCCAUUUCUGCUCAAAAUAUUCUUGAACUUUCUACUUCCGAAAGCCAAUCGAGUGUGCUUGGUGCCACUGGUGGCUCAUUGAUCACCGUUUCAGUUGGCCCUGAACCUCACCAACAUCAUUCCUUGCACACAUGCCUAAUUGAUCAAAAUGCUUCAGAAAAUAGCAAUGGGCAAGAGAGUCCUAAAUCAAAGAAAACAGUUGCGUGUGUCACAAGCAUCUCCUCCAGCAGCUCAGCACCUGCCUCUAAGGAGCAUCAUGAAACCCAAUCUGGCCCGAGUGUGCAGAGCUCCAGUGGAGAUUUGCAGAACACCAUUGUUGUGUCAGUUACCACCACAGUAUGCUCCGAGCCUCCCAGAUCUACAGGUGAAUCUUCUCCAGUAAGCAUUAGCAAGACAGCAGACUCAACAACUACGACGACAGUAGUGGCACCAGUUCACACUGGAGUAGCGAAGACCACACUCCCAGUGAGCAGUCUUUCUGCAAAGCCUUUGGACAACGGUUGGACUCUUUCAUGUUCUUUGCCUUCUUCAAGUGUUAGUGCUUCAGAUUUGAAAAACAUCAAUAGCCUUACCCGAAUCUCUUCAGCUGGAAACACGCAGACAACAUGGACUACUUUGCACCUGGCCGGAAACACUAUUCAGCCUUUAAGCCAGACUCCGUCUUCUGCUGUGACUCCAGUGUUAAAUGAGUCUGGUACCAGCCCUACCCCAAGCCACCACAAACAUGUGUCUACAGGCAUCACCUUAAGUAAUUCCCUUCCAGCAGAUGGGCAGCCAGUUGAGCAAAUAGUGGUAACUUUGCCUUCGUGUCCACCUUUACCUAUGCAGCCACCAAUUGCCCAGCCACAAGUUAAAUCUCAGCCUCCAAAAAAUAUCCUUCCCUUGAAUUCAGCGAUGCAAGUAAUUCAGAUGGCUCAGCCUGUUGGGUCAGCUGUCACUGCAGCUCCAGGUAACCAAAAUGUUAUUAUUCUUCAACCACCCAGUACAACCCCAUGCCCAACAAUGUUGAGGGCAGAGGUUCCCAACCAAACAGUAGGUCAACAGAUUGUCAUCAUACAGGCAGCCAAUCAGAACCCUUUGCCACUCCUCUCUGCUCCCCAUCCUGGUCCUGUUCGACUUCCUGUCAAUGGAGCCAGUGCUAUAAUAGGGUCUCAUAAUUCAGUGCAAAGUGUGCCAGCCCCACAGACUUUUGGAGGAAAGCAUCUUGUCCACAUACUACCAAGACCUUCAUCUUUAUCCACGACUAAUUCAACCCAAACUUUUUCUGUUACCAUGUCAAACCAACAGCAGCCUCAAACCAUUUCUUUAAAUGGACAACUCUUUGCAUUGCAGCCUGUCAUGUCUUCAUCAGGAACUACAAAUCAAACCCCUAUGCAAAUUAUUCAACCCACCACCAGUGAAGAUCCAAAUACAAAUGUUGCCCUGAACACAUUUGGGGCUUUGGCCAGCCUCAAUCAGAGCAUAUCACAGAUGGCUGGGCAAAGUUGUGUGCAAUUGUCUAUUAGCCAGUCUGCUAAUCCUCAGACUUCUGCAAAUAGUCAAACCAGCCCAGCUAACUGUGCUUCACUAACAACAACUGUAGCACCUACCAUGACAACAGAUAAUUUAGCCACAUUACCCAGUACUUACAGUCUUGCAGCAGCUUCCUCAACAAACACCAUCACUUGUUUGCCCCCUACUAUGAAAUCAAAAAGACUGAACAAGAAGCCAGGUGCCAAGAAACACUUAGCAGUUAACAAGCCAGCAUGUCCCCUGAAUUCAGUCAGAGAUGUGGGCAAGCUAGAUGGCCCCAGAACAGACAGCUCAACAGAGCUGUCAUGUAGUGAUGGACAGCUGGACAGCCUUCCUGUCAACCUACCGUCUGUUGCUGUGUCCCAGGCAAAGAGUGUUAGUAUUUCUACUUCACAUUCUUUGGACAUUCUGAAUUCUGAAUCAGUAAUCCCUGAGUCUGUGUCCAAGUCUAAGUCAGUAGAAGACUGUAGCUCAUCCUCCCAAGAAUCUGAAACAAAUGAACAAUUUGCAGUGGCCCCAGCAAAAUCCAAAGAUUCUACUCCCAUCUUGCAAGAGACAUCUCAGGGUACACCACCAACUACUGUAGCAUUGUCUAGUGCUACAAAAUCCUGUACUUCAACCCAUGUGUUGAUUCCAUCUCCUAUCGAAUCCCAGAUUUUGGUUUCUCAGGUUUCUGGUAUGUCAUCUACUACAAGCACUUCAAGCACUGACUGUAUUUCUGAGGUAGAGAUUGUGGCAGAACCUUGCCCAGUUCAGCAAGAUUCACUGAACAACAUGCAGACAGCAGGGCCUUUAAAGGGGCAAGGUCUAACUAUGUUGCUGUCUGAUCUUACUAAAGAAAAAGACCUUCAGAAAUCAUCUCUUUCUGUCCAGAUUGAUCACCCUGAUUUUUCUCCAGAAAAUUCUAAGAUAGGUGAUUCUAACGUUGACAUGCAUCCCAAGCAGGAACUGUUACUGAUGAACGAUGACAGAGACCCACCACAGCACCACUCCUGUCUCCCUGAUCAAGAGGUUCUGAAUGGUUCUUUGCUCACCAGUAGGCAGGCUGACUCUCCUAUGUCAACCAGCUCUGGCAGUAGUCGUAGUUUCUCGGUUGCAUCCAUGCUUCCUGAAACAGCUCGAGAGGAUGUGACCAGCAGUACAACAACUAAUACAUGUGACAGCUGUACCUUUGCAGAGCAAACUGAUAUCGUAGCCCUGGCAGCAAGAGCUAUUUUGGACCAGGAGAACAUUGACAAGGGAAGGGUUGGCACACAAACUGAGAUGAGGGAGGUUACUUCCAAGCCUUCUGAAACCUCUUUAGAGGGAGAGCAGCCUUUUAAACCACAGCUCCAUAAGGAACCGUGCACAGGACAGGCAGAUGCAACACCAAAUGAAUUUAACUCUCAGGACUCAGUGGAAGUCACAGUCGAUAGGCCUCUUGAAAAGCCAAGCUGUUCUCUGGGAAUUAAAACAUCAAAUGCCUCUUUACAGGUGUCGGCCUCUCAGCCACCGAGUCUUACCAGUUUAAGUGUGAAUAAUCUUAUCCAUCAGAGCAGCAUCAACCAUCCUCUGGUCAGCUGCACAGGGUUAUCACAGACUUCCGAGCAAACAUCUAUUCCUGUGACCGUUAAUAUGACUGUUGCAUCCAGUUCUUAUGGCAGCCAGCCUCCUGUGCCACCUCUGAUGACAGAAUAUUCCCAGGAACAGCUGAAUAGCAUGACUAGCGCCAUACCAAAUCCACAGAUUCAAGAACCCCUUUCAAAGCCUAGUCACGAAGGCCGUAAAGAUUCUACAAAGCGCACUGUACAAGAUGAUCUUUUACUGUCUUCAGCCAAACGCCAAAAGCAUUGUCAGGCAGCCCCUCUCAGGCUUGAAAGUUUGCCCUUGAUGAGCAGGACCCCAGACAGCAUUCCUGAUCAAACUCAAAUGAUGGCUAGUCAGAUCCCCACCAACUCUUCAAACUCAGUGGUACCUGCUAGCAACCCAGCACAUGGAGACAGCCUUACACGGCUAUUCCCACCUGGUAACAACUUUGCGGCGCCUGCAUUGAGGCAGACAGAAGUUCAGUGUAGUUCUCAGCCUCCAGUUGCUGAGCAACAGCAGCAAACCCAGGCAAGUCAACAUCUGCAGGCCCUACAGCAGCAUGUACCAACUCAAGGGGUAUCUCACCUUCACACCAACCAUCUCUACAUCAAGCAGCAACAACAGCAGCAGCAAGCAGGGCAGUUAAGAGAGAGGCAUCACUUGUAUCAGCUGCAGCAUCAUGUGCCUCAUGCAGACAGUGCUGUCCACUCCCAGCCCCAUAUUGUGCACCAACAGAGAACUCUACAACAGGAAGUUCAGAUGCAGAAGAAGAGGAAUCUCGUUCAGGGCGCUCCUGCAUCUCAGCUGUCCUUACAACCAAAACACCAUGGGACUGAUCAGUCAAGACCCAAGAGUAGUCAGCCACAUCCUCACCAUCAACAGAUACAGCAACAAAUACAGCAACACUUUGCAAAUUCCCAGCCGGAGAAGAGCUGUGAAAACCCUUCAACUAGCCGGGGCCACCACAACCAUGCCCAGAAUCAUCUCAAUCAAGAUAUUCUGCACCAGCAACAGGAUGUUGGAAGCAGACAGCAAGGUUCAGCGGUUUCUUCUGACCAUGUAUCUGGGCAUAAUCAAAUGCAGAGGCUUUUGCCGACAAGAGGCUUAGAGCAGCAAAUGGUGUCCCAACCCAGUAUUGUGACUAGGUCUUCAGAUAUGACCUGUACUCCACACAGGCCAGAGAGAAACCGAGUGUCAAGUUACUCUGCUGAGGCUCUCAUUGGAAAGUCAUCUUCUACUUCAGAGCAGAGAAUGGGCAUGUCAAUUCAGGGUUCGAGGGUUUCAGAGCAGCUUGAAAUGAGAAGUUAUCUCGAUGUUCCCAGGAAUAAAAGCUUGGCACUUCAUAAUAUGCAGGGUCGAAUGGACCAUACCGUCCCCCUUCCUGAUUGUCAGACAUUCAAACCAGCUGGAGCCAGCCAACAGCCCCAGAGUAAUUUUGAAGUACAGUCUUCAAGAAAUAAUGAAAUAGGUAACCCUGUGCCAUCACUGAGAAGUAUGCAGUCCCAGGCUUUUCGAAUUAGUCAAAACACUGGCCCACCACCAAUUGAUCGACAAAAGAGAUUACCUUAUCCACCAGUUCAGAGCAUCCCAACAGGAAAUGCUGUCCCACCAAGGGAUAAUGAGAAUACAUGUCACCAGAGUUUCAUGCAGAGUUUACUUGCUCCUCACCUUGGUGAUCAGGUCAUUGGGAGUCAAAGGUCACUCUCAGAGCAUCCAAGGAAUACACAAUGUGGUCCAUCUUCGACAAUUGAAUAUAAUUGUCCACCAACUCGUGAAAGUGUUCAUAUUAGAAGAGAGAGUGAAAAUCAGAAUAGGGAGAGUUGUGACAUGUCUUUAGGUACAAUUAACACCAGGAACAGCACUUUGAAUAUUCCUUUUUCAAGUUCCUCUUCCUCAGGAGACAUUCAAGGUCGAAACACAAGUCCCAAUGUUUCUGUCCAGAAAUCCAAUCCCAUGAGGAUUACUGACAGUCAUGGGACCAAGAGCCACAUGAACCCUCCUGUCACAUCCAACAUGCAUGGAGUAGCAAGGCCAACUUUACCACACCCAUCUGUAUCUCAUGGGAAUGCUGACCAAGGGCCUCCUGUACGUCAGGCUAACUCUUCAGUUGCCCAGAGGUCAAGACAUCCCCUGCAAGACAGCACUGGUUCCAAAAUCCGCCAACCUGAAAGGAAUCGUUCUGGAAAUCAAAGGCACAGUAAUGUCUUUGAUCCAAGUCUUCCUCAUCUUCCUCUCUCUGCUGGUGGCAGCAUGAUUCUUGGACGUCAGCAACCUGCCACAGAGAAGAGAGGGAGUAUUGUCCGUUUUAUGCCUGACAGUCCGCAAGUACCUAAUGAUAAUUCAGGUCCUGACCAGCAUACGCUGUCACAAAAUUUUGGUUUCCCCUUUAUUCCCGAGGGUGGCAUGAAUCCACCAAUAAAUGCAAAUACUUCCUUCAUUCCACAGGUUACCCAGCCUAGUGCCACACGAACUCCAGCUCUCAUCCCAGUAGAUCCCCAAAACACUCUACCCUCCUUUUACCCCCCCUAUUCUCCUGCUCAUCCUACUCUGUCCAAUGACAUUUCAAUCCCUUAUUUUUCUAAUCAAAUGUUCUCCAAUCCUAGCACAGAGAAAGUAAACAGUGGAAGUUUAAACAACCGAUUUGGAUCCAUUUUAUCUCCUCCCAGACCCGUUGGCUUUGCGCAGCCGAGCUUUCCUCUUCUCCCUGAAAUGCCGCCAAUGCACAUGGCCAACUCCCACCUAUCCAAUUUUAAUAUGACAUCAUUGUUUCCGGAAAUAGCAACGGCUCUUCCUGAUGGCUCAGCAAUGUCACCUUUGCUCACUAUAGCAAACUCCUCUGCUUCUGACUCCUCCAAGCAGUCCUCAAACAGACCUGCUCACAACAUAAGCCAUAUCUUGGGUCAUGACUGCAGCUCAGCUGUUUAAAUCCAGAGAAACUAAGUGUGAAUGUUUGGGUUGAAGCAACAACUGUUGUAAAUGCACCUGCACAUUGAGAGAGCUUGUGUGCAUAUUUGUCUUUGUUCUGGAUAACCAUUUUUCAAUUAGCUUCUGAUUAUAAGGAAGUCAUGUCAGAGAGGAUGCAUACACUGGGGUUGUCAAAACAAUGACCUUUCAUUUCUGAGUGAUGUGCUUUCUUUUAAUCAUCUAAAUGAUUUACCUUUCCAAAUUUGAUAUGUAGUCUUUUCUUCCCUAAGUACUAAUGAACAAGAAGUUGAAGAGAUCUUGGCACAUGCUGGAUGGUAGGAAGGAGCUGAGAUUUUUAAGCAUACUUGUUGAUAAAUUAUAAAAUAAAUAGUUGAGAUGGUUGGGGUGCAAAUCCAAAAGUAAAAACAACUUGAAAAAUGUGAUUCAUCACUAGGUUGAUGUCAACAUCUAACAAUUCUGAACCAUGGCAAGUGAUAAAUUGAUAAUGAUAAAUUCCUGUAAGUAAAAUCAAGGAGAUAGAAAAUAUAUGAAGCUUUCUUACAUAGACUUCUUUCUUAAUUAUACUUUUUAAUAAACUACCUAAAUUUCAUGUCUUGUUCUUCAAAGUAGAGAACCAUAUUGUCCUUUAAUGUGCCAAGAUCAUGUAUAGCAAAAGUCUUCCUGAGACAAUGAGCCUUAAAAAUACAAAGCUAAGACAAAAUACAGAAAUGCUUUCCACUUAGUACUUGGAUUUUGCAUUAGGCCAAAGAAUAUCAGCAGUUUUACUGUGGAUUUUCCUAGGGUCAGUUAGUGACUAGUGCUUCAUCAGUUGACUUGAUGUAGUAUUCUCUCUUCAUUCUAUUUAUUUGGUCUUGAAAUAAAUUAAUUUACAAUCACUUAAAUAUUAGAAUUGCUCAGUAAAUAUUGUGUUUAGAAGACACAUUUGAGCCUUUUCAGAUACUUCUGAAUAGUUUUAAGCUGUCUCAGUAUUUUCACUUACUAUUUAUAUUAAAUAUUGCAUUGUAAAUUGCAUUAUUAUUCUUCAUAACAAUUAUAGUAAGAAAAUGAAUUCAUUAUUUUUCUUGUAGGUAUGAAAUGGUGCUUCACAAAAAUACAUUCUCUGUGUAUAUCUGAGUUCAUGAGUGAGUGUGCAUGUGAAAACGGGUUUUAAAGUGUGGACUGGUCCUUACUAUUGAAAAUGUAUGUCAUGUACAUGAUGAAUAGAUAUAAUCUUGUCUCAUUUAAGUGUAGACUGGUCCUUACUAUUGAAGAUGUAUAUCAUGUACAUGAUGAAUAGAUACAGUCUUGUCUCAUUAAAAAUGAACAGAUUGGGAAAGACAGUAGGACUGCAUCUGCAAUAGGAAAUGGAGGAUUGCUGCAGAGCAGUGGCUCUCAACCUUCCUAAUCCUCCCACCCUUAAUACACUUUUUCCUGUUGUGGUGACUCCCAACAUAAAAUUAUUUUCAUUGCUACUUCAUAACUGUAAUUUUGCUCCUGUUAUGAAUUGUAAUGUAAGCAUGUGUGUUUAUUGAUGGUCUGUGAAAGGGUGUUUGCAACUCACAGGUUGAGAACCUCUGCUCUAAAGCAUAGGAAAACGUUCUAUAGGGUUUUUUUUUUUUUUUUCAAUUCUUCUCUCAUACAUAACAUCCCAACCAGUUUCCCUCCCUCCAGUCUUCCCAGCUUCCCUCCCCCACCUCUCCAGUCCUCCAGAUCCACUUCUCCAUUCCCCUCCCUGUCAAAAAAGAGCAGGCCUCCCAGGGAUAUCUGCCAAACAUGGCAUAACAAGUUACAAUAAAACUAGAUAGAAACCCUAAUUUUAAGGUUGGGCAAGGCAACCGUAGGAGGAAAAGGGUCCAGCAGUAGGUGCUUUUUAACCCCACUGAAUUAGUAAUGAAUUUUAAAGCACGUAUUAAAUCUUGAGAACUUAAAAACUAAGAAAAAAAUUUUAUGUAGUGAUUUUUUAAAACCAUUUAAACUCUUAGCUUUCAGUUGUUGCUACAUUCUGUUUAAAGCUGAAUGGAGAGAGAGGGAGAGGUACGCAGAGAUGGUCCUGUUGACGUGGUGGAAGUGAGUCCAAGGACUAGCAGAGGUUUGGGGUUUGUUUCCUUUUUAUAUUACUACUUGGGAGCAAGGCCUGGUCAGAGCAAUUACCACUGAAUGCCUAUCUAAAGGUCCAGCAAAAGGCUUGCUUGUCCUCGUCAACUGUUUUCACCAAACCUCUCAGUUUCUGUUGCCCUCGUAAAUCACCCCUUCUGGUGAACAAAGCAAAUCCGUGAUUUCUCCCUGCAUAGUGUUCCUGGGGAGAAGAGAACAUCACAGUUGCAUUACUUAAUGAAUAAGCACCACAAUAGAAAAGUUACUGAGGAAAAAGAAACAUUUGUGAAUAGCUUUAAGCAUUAAUAUCCAGAAUUUUCUGUGUACUUGAAAAGUCCAAUUUGCCAAUUUCAUUAAGGGUAGUGUUCUGUAUGGCCAUUCAUAACUCCCUCCCACCUUCCCUUAGUGGCUGUCAUAUAUGCAUCCUUACAUCAGAGUGGCUCUUGAGUUCUAAAGGGUGGGCUGGCUUGCUUGGAACUAAGGUUACAUGCUGUGAGAAACUCCAGUUUUGUGUUGUGUUUCUGAGAUAGGGAUCUUGCUAUGUUGUCUAGACUGGCCUUGAAUUCCUGGGCAUAAGCAGUACUUCACCUCAGCCUCCUAGGUAGCUGGAACUAGAGGUGCACUCCACCGCCCAGCUGAGAAGCUCCAUUUGCGAUCGCAGCACGAAGUCCUAAAGCCUGUUAAUGCUUUGUGUUAUUUUUGUUUGUUUCUGCUCAUCAGCUCUGUCCUGAGAUAGCAUUUCAUUGUCAGUAGUGCAAUGAGAAUUACUUAGAGUGCAGUACUGUAAGCUAAUCUGACUCUCAGCCUUUUGUGACUGUCUGGAGAGAGAUGUAAAGGUCUUGAAAAUAAUUGGCCUCCUGCUCACAUGGCUCUCUAAUUAAAGACGUAAUGCACAUGUGUGUUAGAGAUCAUUUCAUACAUGGAUUCAGAUGAGAAAGAGUUUGCACUCCUACUUGGUUUAAAAGUCUGGGUACUUAUCAGUGUUAAUAAUUAAAGCUACAUGAUUUGGAGAGGAACCAAAUGGUUUCUGGUAAUAUCUAGAUAAAACUUUAGUUGAAGUAAUGGCAGAAAGUGCAGUCCAGUUUGUUCCUGAGUUUCAUGUUGUCCUAACCUUUUAACGUGACUUUGUAAAGCAUCUCCACAGGUAACUUUGUAAUUUCUGGAAAUACACAAACUUACGCCGGCUUCCUAGGUGAGAGUCGUCGAUUAAUUCACUUUGUUCUAACUCUUGAUCAUACAGAAUCCCUGAACGCGACCCAUUCUUCUCAGCAUUCCACAGUAAGUUCUAAUGAAAUGGAAAUUUUAGAUUCCUCUGUGUAAACGUCUUCAGUGAAUUUGUUAAAUAUGUCAACCAUAGAUCAGAUUAAUCCAUUUUAAUGUUUUUAAUAGACAUUGGGUUUUUAUAAGUCAUAUAUCUCUUCAGGAGUUCUGUUUUUGUUUUUAUCAGAGCAGCUCUGCAGUGCCAGCAGUCACUUGCUGUCUGAAUGGAGGGAAGGAUUCCACAGCGGUGGUGGUGUGAUUUCAGGGAGGUGGGGGCAUCUGCAGCAGCCCCCAGACCAUGAUCAGAGCUAUGCUGAGCUGCAAUGGAGGUUAGCUUCUUACAUCAGCCUUUGUGUUAAUGUUUAAGGGAGACUUCUUCUGCCUUGCUCUUGCCUUCUAACACCAGCCAUCUCGUGGAGGGGCUAAAACUUAUACUCCAAGAAAAAAAAAGUAGAAAUACAUUUUUAAUGGAAACAUUCAAAAUGUUAGGAAAGCAUUGAGACUGUUAACUAUGCUUCUUCCUGGUUUUCUCUUUCCAUCUUCACACAAGUGUGUAGUCUUCUGUUCUCUCUUAGCUGGUCCAUAUCAGAUACAUGGCAGGCAGCCUGGCCAUGUCCAUGGGAUAGUUAGGCCUCUGUGUUGGGAUGUGAUUGGACCUACCCUCUCUAUUAGAUCAAUGUGUGGUAAAGGGUCCCAGGUUUUAUCUGUUUUAACAUCUAUGCCUCUUUCUUAAAGGGCAACAAUCCCUCAAAACGCUAUUAGUUUCAAGUUGGUUUAAGAGAUUUCAGCAUGUGAGAGUGACUGCAUUCCUUGGAUGGGUGAACUUUCCCCCUGUGAUGGAAGGGAAGUUUAAAGGUUUUACCAAAAAUGAAUAGCCUUGAGCCCAUAUCCUCGGAUGCCCGACAGGCACUGCAAGUCUGUCACUAGGUGCUGACUGACUGGAAGAAGUGUGCCUUUGGCCGUUACAUCUGCAGGGCAACCAUUAGCUAAUGACCAGAGAAACUAGUAUGGACUUAAUCUCUGAGUGGUUGUUUUGUGAUGUGUAUAUGCAAAUUAAUUUCUUCUAGAGAUGCCUUUCUGACUGAAUGUUAGCAUUUUGUUUUCCUUCCCCAAAGUUCUACCAAAAAGUAAGGGUUUUGUUUGUUUGUUUGUUCUGUUUGCUUGUUUUUUGCUUAACUGGACUCUGCAUUCUGUUUGUGCUGUGCUGAAUUCUACUAUAAUCAAAUCUAAACUGUUGUUAGUAGCUCCCAUGGGGCCCUCUGCACUCAGAUGGAGAUAGUCCGUGCUGGCUGGGAGAACACACUGAGGACCUUGGGCUCAGAGUUCUGGUUCUCACCCUACACCUCUGCCCCGGCACUACACUCUACCUGAAACUGCCUCUGAUCCAGAGACCAGAUCCCAGAACAUAUCACCCAGCCAGUCCUGUGUUGCAGCCAAGGAGCUACAGGGAUGGCGAGUGCUGUGUAACCAAACACCCCCUAGAUGACAAGUACAGAUAGAUGAUGCUUCUCGCUCUUGCCUUACCACCUCUGAGCCAUCACUGACAAAGUAACUAUCAAGCUGUGUAGCUGAACCCGUAAACACAGAGCUUGUGUGGCAGGCAGUCCUUCCACAUCCUCAUUUCCACAUUUGCAUAAACUCUACUCUAGUGGGUAAUGGGGGGUGGCACAUAUGUCAUCAGGUGCAUCAUAAACAUAAGUCAACCUUGGCUGAGCAUGGUGGGCAUGCACUGCAAGUCACUGGGUGAAUACACAGCCUGUCAGUGUCAUGAGACAUAAACAAGACCUCUCCUAUAAUGUAGCACAUUUUUAAACAACAGAUGAUCUUUAAUUUUUUUGGCCCAGUUAUAUGUAAUAGGAAAUUAGAAUUUGACCCUUUUAAUAUUGUCUUCAGUUUUUAUGAGACCUCUCUGCCCUCCUGCUGCUGAAGUCUUAAAGUCAUUUUCAUCUGUAAGGUCACUAGGUACAGGGCUUGAUGAUAGUGGUAAAUUUUCGGGGUGUUGAGCUGUUAUCUUCCAAGAAGGGACCAGACAGUGUUGCUUAAGAUGCUGCAGCUGUGUUACUGUGAAGGGAAAUUCUUCCACUUUCAGCAGUGUGUGUGUGUGUGUGUGUGUGUGUGUGUGUGUGUGUUUUCAUUUUUUUUAAGGGUUGAAAAUUGAGGAGAACAUGAUUACUUUCACAAAUUAUUUAUAGAUUCACUGGUUGUGAUGCUUACAGUAGGCAAGCACCAGGAAAACAUGAAUUUUAGUGCUUCAGUAGUGUAAUAUUUGUAUCUAUGACCCAGCCAGCAGUUUUCUGUGCACUGUGUCCUAUAACUGUAAAUCACUUGGUUUAUAAUUCUAAUGGAAACUAAUUUGUUUUGUAAUGGAAUACAGAGCAGAUAUGUAUAAUAGGAUCAGGAUUGUCCUACAGUUGUAAAUAAGAAUAGGUCCUGUUUAUUUUGGCAUCUUUUUACAAAUGCAUUGUAUUAGGAUGUGAAUAUCCCAAAACAUGCUCUUGUUUAAAGUUUUGAAAUUUUUAUUGUUAAAUGUAACAUUUUAAUGGUUGUAAUAAUUAUUUGUAUGGAUAUGAAUAUAGUAUUUUAUUUAAGAAAAUAAACUUUGCAAUUUUUGCAUUGCA